UUUAAUUUGCAGGCGCAUAUGCUCCGAUUUCAAAACGAUUUGGAGCACAGUUGAAAAGUUAACGCGCUGACUAUACAAUGGACUAAUUAGAAAAAUAAAAACAGUACUUUUCAAUGUGUGAGAUAUAGGACGUUUGCUAUGAGAGUGUGAGAAGAGGGUUAAAUGCGUGUGUCUCACGGUCAAUGAAUAAAUGGCCUGCUCUGGUGAACUGUGUUCGUAACAGAUUUUUGGAACAGAAAAAUGAAUUGAGAUCAGAUGUUUCAUCAAUGAGAAAAAUAGAAGACUAUCAUCCCAGUUUCACCUAGUUCCAUCCUCUCCCACUACUGGACUUCCUUUCACUGCCAUAUUUGGUGGUGAGAAAACGUUUUAAAUGGAUGCUUCAGCUUUAUAGCCCCUGUGAUAUGUCUGGGUUAACCCCUUCUGUCGGUGCUUAUACAUGUCGUUGUUGAAUACUCGUUUCUGAUUGGCUAAAAAGGGGAUUCUCGAGUGUAAUUCAAUGGCUAUUUCUUAUGAAAGCAAAAGUGAUUAAAACACAUUUGAAAACAUUUCUAGGCACACAUUUGUAAUUGCAUAGCUCUUGUAUAAAAUGGAUCAUCAUCUCGAGGCUCUAUCUGUUCUCUGGAAAAUAAUGCAACUUUGUGGAGGAUUCCACCACCCCGCAAGUGCGUCAUGGAACACAUCUUCCACGUCGUUCAUUAUUUUUCAUAGAACGCAUAGCCCCUCCUUGAUUAUCCCUUACAUAAUUGUCUAUCCCACCAUCUAUGUACCACUAAAGAAAAAUCAGAACUGGUUCAAAAAAAAUCAAUGGCACAGUAGCCUGCUCUAAAACGCGUUAUUCAAUGGUAGGCUGAUUUGAAUGGAUUGCAAUGAUAUCUUAGCAAACUGUGUUAAAGUAAAUUAACUGCAUACCUCUUCCCUCCCUCUUCUUCCAAACUGUAUGUCUAUUUAGUACCGGUAGGCAAUAGUGAGUGUAUCAUAGCAUACGGAACGUGCAGUGCGCAGGAGCCGCGAAGGGGAAAAUCGAGGAGAAAGAACGAAGCAGCCGCUGUCGGAUUCUUAUUGCAUGCGUCCACAAAAACACCAGUAAAAUUCCACCCGAAGAGGAAAGGGGGGACAGGAAAGACAGCGUGCAGGCAUCAUCGUUAAGGGGAACCACAUAAGUAUGACCGGACAGUAACUUGUUCCACGAAUCCAUUAUUUCCCAUCAUAUUCCACAAUGAACUGAAUGCAGAUCCUAUAUGCGCACGCAGGAGCACAAAGCGGAGGUUUGGGAACCAAAUUGUGUCCAACACCAACACUGACAUCGGAUGUGCAGCAUGUAUGGAGCGGUUUCAUCUUGACCACGGCUUAUAAUCACAGUAACCAACGGCUAAUUGAUUACCUACAACAUCUUAAUUGCUUGAUGGGGCGUGGAAACAAUUGAAACUUUUAACCCAAGGUGUGGACUUCACAGAUGAGGACAGUGUUGACCCAACCUGCAUUGAUUGCUCUAGCCUGGGAGGGCGAUGAUCAGCAGCGACGCACCAAAUAAUAAACUGUUCAAAACCUGAACUGCGACGGACGUGUUUGGUUAGAAGAUGAUCCUGUGCGUAAUUGUUUUUUAGCAGACUGCUUUUCGGAUGAAGAUCUGUUUGUAGUGAUUGAAGUGACAUUAUCCCUCUCUAUUUUCAUGGAUUUGAAGUGCAGUAGUAGUAACAGUAUGUGGAGAGAGGGGACAGUGCAUGAUUAGUUCGUUACAGAACGCACUUUCCACGCCGUAUUUCCAAUUCCGGGAUAUUGCCCACAACAUAAGGCCAAUUACUGCAACUACAACGAAGUCCUGUACAGAAAUAGACUUUAUAUUGAACCCUUCAGAUUAUUUCUCUCGCGGCUGUCAUCGUAGUAUGUCUGCACUUCGAAAGAAAUUUGGGGACGAUUAUCAGGUAGUGACCACCUCAUCCAGCGGGUCUGGAUUCAACCAGCCGGCACCAGAGAAGAAGAAGAAGAGGCAACGCUUUGUGGACAAGAACGGGCGAUGUAACGUCCAGCAUGGAAACCUGGGUGGUGAAACCAGUAGAUACCUUUCCGAUUUAUUCACUACGCUGGUCGAUUUGAAAUGGCGCUGGAAUUUAUUUAUCUUCAUCCUAACAUACACGGUGGCAUGGCUCUUCAUGGCAUUCAUGUGGUGGAUCAUAGCCUACAUCAGAGGAGACCUCCAUCGAACCCACGAUGACAAGUAUACGCCAUGCGUUGCCAAUGUCUACAACUUUCCCUCCGCGUUUUUAUUCUUCAUAGAAACGGAAGCCACAAUAGGAUAUGGCUAUAGGUAUAUCACGGACAAAUGUCCCGAGGGGAUCAUUCUCUUUCUUUUCCAGUCAAUCCUGGGAUCAAUCGUUGAUGCAUUUUUGAUUGGCUGCAUGUUCAUUAAGAUGUCCCAGCCCAAAAAAAGGGCAGAGACCUUGAUGUUUAGUGAACAUGCAGCUAUUUCGAUGCGAGAUGGAAAACUAACUCUCAUGUUCAGAGUCGGCAACCUGCGUAAUAGCCAUAUGGUGUCCGCACAGAUCCGCUGCAAAUUGCUGAAAUCUCGUCAGACGCCCGAAGGUGAGUUUCUUCCACUGGAUCAGUUGGAAUUGGACGUGGGCUUCAGUACCGGGGCGGAUCAGCUCUUCCUCGUCUCACCACUCACGAUCUGCCACGUGAUUGACACUAAAAGUCCAUUCUACGAACUCUCCCAGAGAUCCAUGCAAACAGAGCAGUUUGAAAUUGUGGUCAUAUUGGAAGGAAUAGUGGAAACCACUGGGAUGACUUGCCAAGCGAGGACUUCUUACACUGAGGACGAGGUUCUAUGGGGACAUCGUUUCUUCCCAGUCAUCUCUCUGGAGGAGGGGUUCUUCAAGGUGGACUACUCCCAGUUCCACGCCACGUUUGAGGUCAACACCCCCCCGUACAGCGUGAAGGAGCAGGAGGAAAACCUGCUCAUAUCCUCUCCUCUCAUGGCCCCGUCCCUGUGCAACAGUGGCGAGGGGGGGAAGAACAGCUCCAUGGACUGCCUGGAGACCCUGGAGGACAAGGAGAGCACCACCACCAAGCUGCCAUCCAAGCUGCAGAAGAUGCAAGGGGGCGGCUGCGGCCGGGACGGACUGCCCAUGCCUAGGAAGCUGCUGAGGAUGAGCUCCACCACAUCGGAGAUGAUCUACCCCGGGAGCAUGGGGGAGCUGCCCAUGAAGCUGCAGCGCAUCAGCUCCGUCCCCGGCGUCUCCGAUGAGAAGCAGGUGAACAAGAUGGCCUCCAAGAUCAGCUCCGAUCACAUCAGCCAAUCCGUGGCAGACUUGCCCCCCAAGCUGCUAAGGAUGCAGGGAGGAGGGGGAGUAGGGGGACGAAUGGACGGACACCUUCCCCCGAAACUCAGAAAGAUGAAUUCCGACCGCUUCACGUAGAAUGGGCGACCAAUUUUAACUUAUUACACCCCAACCCUUUAUUAUUUCUAAUUUAUUAAAGGACAUGAUUCUUAUAUUCAAGAAAAUGUAGUAUAUAAAUACGCACAGAUAAAGUAUACCUAGAUAGAAUACCGCAGAUUUGUUCCUGGAUAUAAGUAUACAUGCUAUGAUGAAAGACAAUGUAUGAUAAGCACAAUCUGGCACGUACGAUACACUAAGUGCAUGUAAAACCUAGUUUCUUUCAUUUCUGGCAUGACAUUUCUAUAUAUAUAAUUUUACAGAGAUGAUUUGAGCAGGGAUGUUACUUCCAAUGGAUCUGAACAGUUGCACAAAGCCAUAUGGUUUACAAAAUGGAAAACCUACACAACAUGGGACUCAUUUGCGGUGAAGAAGGGUACAUACAUUCGAUUUGAGUUGGCUGCUUUUGUUGUUUAAUGUAAAAUUGUGUGGCAAUGUUCCGUUAAAUGCAUGCUGCUUUUAUUGACUUAGCUAUACAAAGGUAAUAGACACAGAUGUUUAGCCUUAACUAUAUUACCUUGUUUCCAUUUCCACGAUUGUUCACAGCUGUAUUUUUUGGUAUUUUCAUGUAUAGGAUGAUAUUUUACCAUGUGCAAUUUUAAGAACUUCUUAGUUCAGCAAGCAUACUGUAUGUUGCUGGAUGAUGCAAUCUAUAUUUGAAAAUGCAUGAUCCAUAUCAUAUGUUAUAUUGGAACUGGGCACAAUCUUAUUAAGCAACCUGAACUCACUUUUCAAGGUAACACUUAUGUUGAAACGACCAGUACUAUCAAUGAAAUUCAAUCAAAUGUAUUUAUAAAGCCCUUCUUACAUCAGCUGAUGUCACAAAGUGCUGUACAGAAACUACAGCCCUAUAAGCACAACACUGUACACUGUUUAUGGCAGUAAGCAUUUAUGGCUUUUUGACAUAAAUGUCCUGAACAGUACUGUAAAAUGACUCUUUUACAUGGAAGGAAAACAACUAAAUCCAUGGUCACGCAUGCCUUAUUGAACAGUACUGUAGUUUGGAAUUUCAAAUUCUUAUUCAUUCUACAUUUAAUUCAACGAACAUGUGCACCAAAAUUUCGACUUAAGUGUUACUGCAGAAAUAUAGAUUUAGAGGUGGACCUAUAGCAUAUUUAGGAAAAAGUCACCACCUUUGUCUUAAGAGUCCAUAUGCUCCCUGUUUAACUAAAGCAAUAAUGUUAUAAUGACUAUAAUCUUUAUAUAGCCACAGGGUCUGCAGCAGCCCAAUAACCAUUAUAUUUACCGAAUCCAUGGAAUCUGGUUCAACUAAAAGCACCAAUGAUAUUGUAUGAUCCUUAUACUCUUCAGGAAUAAAGAUCUAAGAUCAGUUCUUGACACGUUGAUUUAAUGGGAUAGCUAGCUUUUUGUGGACACUAUCAAAGAAAUGAAAAAGCUUGUAUCGAAGACAAAAACAUGACAAAAGCCCUACUUGUUAUGGAUAUGACAUAUGGUGCUUUUGGAAAGUAUCCAGAACCCUUCACUUUUUCCUACUUUUGUUACGUUACAGCCUUAAUCUAAAAUGGAUUAAAUACAUUUGUUCCCCUCGUCUACACACAAUACCCCAUAAUGACGAAGUGAAAACAGAUGCAAAAAUGUUGGGGUAAAUUUAUAAAAAAAAAAAAAAACAGAAAUACCUUAUUUACAUAAGUGUUUAGACCCUUUGCUAUGAGACUAGAAAUUGAGCUCAGGUGGAUCCUGUUUCCAUCGAUCAUCCUUGAGAUGUUUCUACAACUCGAUUGAUUGGACAUGAUUUGGAAAGGCACACGUCUAUAUAAGGUCCCACAGUUGACAGUGCAUGUCUGAGCAAAAACCAAGCCAUGAGGUUGAAGGAAUCUGUGCCUCGACACAGGAAUGUCUGCAGAAUUGAAGGUCCCCAAGAACACAGUGGCCUCCAUCAUUCUUAAAUGGAAGUUUAAGAAUGGAAGUUUGUAACCUAUAAGACUCUUCCUAGAGCUGGCCGCCCGGCCAAACUGAGCAAUCGGGGAUCAAGGGACCUGGUCAGGGAGGUGACCGAGAAACCAAUGGUCACUCUGACAGAGCUCCAGACUUCCUUUACGGAGAUGGGAGAACCUUCCAGAAGAACAACCAUCUCUGCAGCACUCUACCAAUCAGGCCUUUAUGGUAGAGUGGCCAGACAGAAGCCACUCCUCAGUAAAAGGCACAUGACAGCUCGCUUGGAGAAUUCCAAAAGGCACUUAAAGGACUCUUAAGACCACGAGAAACAAGAUUCUCAGGUCUGAUGAAACCAAUAUUGAACUCCAAUUGAAUCAAUAUUGGAAUAAGGCUGUAAUGUAACAACAACAAAGUCAAGGGGUCUGAAUACUUUCCGGAUGCACUGUAAUAAAAUCUAAAGGUAUGUUUUGAAUGUAUGAAUAAGCACGACUGGCUUUAUUUUAUAAAGUGACCUAAAAUGGUUUAUUAUAUACAGUAAGUCAAUGCAGUAUCAUAUCAAGCUUGCCAUUGGAUUAAGUCUGUUCUCUAUCCAGAGAUAAGCUUUAGUUCAGAAUCUUAAAUAAGCCUAUGUGACAUGGAUCAUAUUAUCAGAGCUCCUGGUGCCAUUAUCCUCAGUGCUCCUGAAGUGUAGACUAAAUCCUCACAAUGCACCUUAAAUCAGCACUUACCUCAGCUGAGCCAAUUUCCCUUUGGCAUCAAGGAAAUCUUUGCACCAGGUGCUAUUUGCCUUGAGCAUCUGCCCUCAGAACGCCAGUGUCGCUGAGAUCUCUAUCCAUUAAAGGUUUCAUAACUGCACCCAGAAAAACUGCACCCACACCGUAGUCCUUGACUUACUGUAUGUGAACUUUAAAGACGUACAUCUUUGUCACAUGUUCUCUUUUCCUACUGUAGGAGAGGCAGGUAAUAGCAGAAACUCUGACUUGUAAUUCUGCUCAGAUGUGUUGGUGGAAUUAGAACAAGCAGAGCAAUAUGAAUUGAAUGGCUCUGCUGAUGUGUCUCUCCUUGUUUCAUUGACAUUGCCUGUAUCUGUUGGUACUAACUGUAAAGAGGGUAAUACAAUAAAAUGCAAAAUGCUUGUUGACAUCUGAAGAGUUAAACAUG
This is a messenger RNA of Oncorhynchus keta (chum salmon), 6491 nucleotides long. Its product is annotated as G protein-activated inward rectifier potassium channel 1-like. Gene Ontology annotation, cellular component: plasma membrane. Gene Ontology annotation, molecular function: G-protein activated inward rectifier potassium channel activity. Gene Ontology annotation, biological process: regulation of monoatomic ion transmembrane transport; potassium ion import across plasma membrane. The transcript has 3 exons. The record is from RefSeq and is a predicted model, not a curated record. NCBI's taxonomy places the organism in Eukaryota, Metazoa, Chordata, Actinopteri, Salmoniformes, Salmonidae. Bases 1722 to 3416 code for a protein of 564 amino acids.